Molecule: messenger RNA, 872 nt
Organism: Schistosoma mattheei
Lineage: Eukaryota; Metazoa; Platyhelminthes; Trematoda; Strigeidida; Schistosomatidae
Source: the annotation of a GenBank genome assembly
UUUUGUGGAGAUUGUAGUAAUUUCAACCGAUAGGUCGCGGGUUCGAGUCCCUCGAGGCGGGGUCGUGGAUGGACGCGGCUCGAGUCCCACAACUGGUCGAUUUCCAACAUUUCCACAUAUUAAAUACUAGUAGAUUAUCCAUAUUCAUUUUCAUAAUUUAGAAAGAAUAUUCAUCAAAUGUUUCUCAUCGACCCAGUAAAAUGAACAACUCUACCAAAGUAUCACAAAAGUCUUAUGAUUCUCUUCAGUCAUCAUCAUCAUCAUUAUCAAAUAAGCCAAAAUUAUCCCAAAAAGAAAUUAAUAAAAUUAUUGAACGUUUAACAAAAUAUGAUGAAACAAUUGGACCGCCUGAAUCAAAUAAUGCAAAAAUCUAUUUAGGUUAUGGAAGAUAUGAAUAUCCACAUAGAAAAAAUAUAAAUAAAGUAUUUAAACAUUUAACUAGAACAGAGAUAGAUAAUUUAAUUGAAAGAUUAACUAAUGAAAAAUUACCAAACCUGUCAAGUACUAACUCCUUUACAAAUUCUAUUUCAUAUAUGAAAUGUAACGCUAAUAAAUUACAAGAAAUUAUUGAACAUUUAACAAGUGAUAAUCUAUCUAAACUUCCUAUAGAAUCAACAUUAGCUAGAAAAUAUCUUGAUUUUAAUCGUUAUGAUUAUGGUUGUUCAUUAAAAAGUCAAAUUAGACCAAUAAUGAAAAAAUUAACUAAAAAAGAAAUUCAUCAUGUAAUUGAACGUUUAACCCAAUAUGAUAUUAAUAAAUAUCCACCAGAAUCUAAUGGACAUAUGAUUAAGAAAUGAUGAAGGCGAAGAUUAUUUAUUUAGUUACUAACUUAGUUAUAUUCUACUCAAUUGUAAUACAAAAUCAUUCUAUCA